Neurospora tetrasperma FGSC 2508 is the source of this 180-nucleotide messenger RNA. RefSeq lists its product as uncharacterized. The record is from RefSeq and is a predicted model, not a curated record. Lineage: Eukaryota; Fungi; Ascomycota; Sordariomycetes; Sordariales; Sordariaceae. Bases 1 to 180 code for a protein of 59 amino acids. The transcript has a single exon.
AUGGUCUUUCUCUCUCGUUCCUUCACCCGUCUUCUCUUCGUCUCUCCUGGGUAUAAGGGGGUAUAUGCCGGCAAAACCCCCUUCUUCUUUGUGAGAUUCUUCGCCUUCUUCAACUUGCUACAUUUUCCCUCCAGAUCCGAGACCAAGAAUACAGACAUUCGCUGCCAUAUUCCCCUCUAG